AAAAAAGCAGAGGCUGGGCCAGCAAGAGAGUAUAAAUGAUGGUUUGGUUUGCUGUCUUCUUCAACGAACAUCUACUCAGGCUUGACUACAGAUUCUCAGAGGGCAGUGAACAACUAAGCAUUCCAAAAUGCUCCCUUAUUUUGUGGUACUCUCUUGCCUUUAUGCCAUGAGCAUGACCAUGCCUAUACCUGAUAAUUACUCGUACUCCCCUGCUGUCGGGGACGGCACUGGAACUGAAUUUACCACUUCACAAGAGGGUCGCAUCACUGGAAUCAGACUUUAUGAAUAUCCCUACUACGGAUACUACUACUACAACUACAUCAAUGGGCUCCAGUUGCAAUAUGAUGGUAACUGGACGGAACUGGUUGGCACGAACGGUUAUGGCAAUGAAAGGACGAUGACACUCUUCGACCACGAAUAUAUCGUUCAGGUGUCUGGAAAGUAUUACGGUGGUUACAUCACUGAGCUGAUGUUUGUCACUAAUGAGGGCCGCUCUUUCAAAGUGGGACAGUCUGCUGGAUUGUCAUUUAACCUCUACCCGACUCAUGAUGGAAGUGCACUACGCUUCCUCAGCGGUCGACAGGAUGGGUUUGCCCUUACCUCCAUUGGGGCUCACUGGGCUGUGUUGAAUACAUCAUAAAGAAGUGUUUAUGUGAGGAAAAUGCAAGUUAUUUUGCUAAAGAUUUUGCUCUUAAAAAUUAUGUUAAUCAUCUUCUUAUCAUCAUUAUUUGAAUGAUUUCUGAUUAUGCUUGAUUUUACCAUUGAAGUUGAUUUUUAUUGUAUCUUAUUAAAUCAAUACUUUUUUUCAUUGAUGAUCACAAUAAAACUGACUUUAAAACAA
Molecule: messenger RNA, 841 nt
Organism: Pimephales promelas (fathead minnow)
Lineage: Eukaryota; Metazoa; Chordata; Actinopteri; Cypriniformes; Leuciscidae
Product: zymogen granule membrane protein 16
Source: RefSeq, a predicted model, not a curated record